AGUCUUCAGGCAAUCUAGGGGAAUGCGGUACUUAUUACCAUCAAUUUUACAAGACCGAAUGGGAUGUAUACCUUGCAGCGGAAAAGUAAAAAUACGGAACGGCCUAUGUAAGCUCUGGAGUACAACUGUCAGUGAUGCUGAGUGAACGAACUCCCACGUCAACCACAAGCUGGAACAAGUCAGGACAUGUCGCUGAAGAUACAAAUACC
Acanthoscelides obtectus is the source of this 209-nucleotide messenger RNA. The record is from the annotation of a GenBank genome assembly. Lineage: Eukaryota; Metazoa; Arthropoda; Insecta; Coleoptera; Chrysomelidae.